Messenger RNA from Acanthamoeba castellanii str. Neff, 1032 nucleotides. Its product is annotated as LanC lantibiotic synthetase. Gene Ontology annotation, cellular component: plasma membrane. The transcript is spliced from 10 exons. The annotation marks the transcript as partial. NCBI's taxonomy places the organism in Eukaryota, Discosea, Longamoebia, Acanthamoebidae. The record is from RefSeq and is a predicted model, not a curated record. Gene Ontology annotation, biological process: carbohydrate metabolic process; peptide modification.
AUGGCCGACUGGCCCGUGAUGGCCCCACCCGGACCCGCCUUCCCCACGCCCGCAGAGCUACACCACCUGCGCAAGAAGACAGACAAGCUGAUAGAGAUCAUUCAAGACGACUGGCCGGCCAACCUUGAGACUCAGAAUGACGCGACGGUGUACCAAGGCGCUGCGGGAGCGGCGCUGAUGUUCCUGCGGCUCUGGGAGGCGGACUACGAACUGCCAGACCAGACCAACGCACUCGAGCGCGCCGAGGAGUACAUCCGCAUCGCCCACCGCCUCAUCGAGGAGAAGGAGAAGCUCGACCCAGUCAGCGCAAAGACGAGCGUUUCAUUCACGCUCGGCGACGCCGGCACCUUCGCGCUGGCGGCGGUCAUCUACCACCACCUCGGCCGGCGGGAGAAAGCAGCGGAGUACGUGGAUAGGCUGACCGGCCUGCAGAACCCGGUCGUGCCCCUUCCCGGUGCUUCGCGCCCCGGCGAGACUUGGGAGCCCUUCUAUGGCAUGGCCGGGUACUUGUACUGCAUCUAUUUCGUGGAGCAGCACCUGGAGAGGGAGAUCGCGCCCAAGCUCACGGACCGCUUGAUCCAGGCCUGCCUCGAGAGCGGACUCGCUCGCGCGCAGAUCGAAGCAGAGGCAGCCGGCUCUCGGCCGCCGCUCAUGUACACCUGGCACGGGGAAAAGUAUCUGGGGAUUGCGCACGGCAUCGCUGGCGUGGUGAACGCCGAGGGCCACGUGAGCCCUGGCUACAGGAAGGUGCUGGAGGACACCGUGGACUGGCUGAUCUCCCUCAGGAUCCGUGAUUCGGGCAACUACCCCGCGCAGCUCGACGACCCCGACGACACCCUCGUGCACUGGUGCCACGGCGCGCCCGGUAUGGGAAUGCUCUUUUGUCGCGCGUAUGAGGUGUUCAAGCACAGACGCUAUCUGGAUGCGGCCCUUGCUGCGGGCGACGUGGUCUGGCAGAGGGGGCUCCUCAAGAAGGGCCUCGGCUUGUGCCACGGCAUUGCCUGGGUACCUGUUCCUGGAGCUCUUCAAGGU